CGUCGCGUCGGCUUUGUUCGUUCCAGGUUUGUGGCUCCGUAACUGCCGUCCAUCACUCCAUUCGCCAUGCCCGUCACCCUGUACAGCAUAAUCGGCAGUCCGCCCUGCGCCUUCGUCCGUUCUGUGGCCAAGAAGGUCGGCGCAGAGCUCGAGCUCAAGAACCUUGAUUUUUUCAAGAAGGAGCAUCUGACACCAGAAUACCUUAAGAUAAACCCGUUCCACAAGGUACCGACGCUUGAUGAUUCGGGAUUUAUCGUUUACGAAAGCAACGCCAUAGCUUACUACUUGCUGCGUAAGUACGCCCCCAAGUCAGAACUGUAUCCAGAGUGCGUGAAGCACCGCACUCGCAUCGACCAGGUCCUUGCCACGGUUGCCUGCACAAUCCAACCUCACAAGAUGACCUUUUUCCGACCCCUUAUGAGUGAAAAGAGAAAGCCAACCAGCGAGGAAGUGACGUUUUUCGAAGAAAAUGUGCUCAAAAGUUUCGAGCACCUCAUAGGUGACAAAAAGUUUGCGGUUGGCGACCAGUUGACACUUGCUGAUCUUUGUCUGUUCUCAAGCAUGGUUGGAAUAUUCGAGAUGCGUUUCGUUGACAAGGCCAAGUUUCCGAAGUUGCGCGAUUACUACGAGCGCGUUUUGCCCGACAUUUCUGGCUACGACGAGAUCUACAAGCCAGUUCUCGCCGCCAUGCAAGAGCGCUGGCUCAACUUGAAGUGAGCCACGAUGUCUAGAAAACCGUGCGAAUGAAUCUUCGGCAAAGUUGACUGUAAUAAAAUGUGAAACACGUUGUGCUUAGAAAAAAAAGCAAAGAAAAAAUAAUACUGAUAA
Rhipicephalus sanguineus (brown dog tick) is the source of this 828-nucleotide messenger RNA. RefSeq names its product glutathione S-transferase 4. NCBI's taxonomy places the organism in Eukaryota, Metazoa, Arthropoda, Arachnida, Ixodida, Ixodidae. The coding region runs from base 67 to 717 and encodes 216 amino acids. Gene Ontology annotation, biological process: glutathione metabolic process. The record is from RefSeq and is a predicted model, not a curated record. The transcript is spliced from 5 exons. Gene Ontology annotation, molecular function: glutathione transferase activity.